Anoplophora glabripennis (Asian longhorned beetle) is the source of this 1248-nucleotide messenger RNA. RefSeq lists its product as uncharacterized. Bases 52 to 1005 code for a protein of 317 amino acids. The record is from RefSeq and is a predicted model, not a curated record. NCBI's taxonomy places the organism in Eukaryota, Metazoa, Arthropoda, Insecta, Coleoptera, Cerambycidae. The transcript is spliced from 3 exons.
CUGCGGGCAGUCUGAAGUGUUGGUGAUUACCGCAGAACAGUCAGUGUCAUCAUGGUCAUGGAAAAAAUCAUUUUCUGCGUCCAGAUCCUCAUCAUCUUAACAACGGCUUCAAGCUAUCCCCAUCUUUACAACCCCUACAAUCCUGGAUACAACCCACACUAUCAGAACCCAAUACCCAACUAUGCUCAGUAUAAUAGCCCGUACAACCAGUAUCUACAAUCAUACACCAAUGACUUGAUCCAAGACCGAGUAGCGGCAGCAUACUUAGCAACCCCGGACAUCUUACCCAAUCUUAACUUACUAGCAGAAGUGCCUUACUCGAUAUCCAACAAGUUCACUGUAGUACCCAUGCUCCUGAUGGCGAAGGAGAACAUGAAGAUGGUGUCACAAGCUCACAUCAUGGGUGUAUCUACCACCAAACCAAUAAUGACUAUAAAGACGAAGCAGGACAGCUUACUUCAAUGUACUCCGGCUGUCAGGAUAGUGUUGGAUAAGCCUAUCGUGGUCUACAGCUUGAAGAGCAGCGUCCUGUUUCCUUCUGAGGUCGAGAUUGUCCAUGAAAGGUACAGGAUUCCAAUCAAGGUUGGUGCGGUGAUAGCUCCAAUCCAGCAGACCACCUUCGUGUCGGCUGACACACCAACUGCUAUCAAUGUUGUAUACGCUGUACCAACGAGACCAGUGACUUUGGAUUACGUCAAUAAUGAGGAUGCUGUCUUUGUACCGGAGACUGAAGCUGUGGUGGUGGAAGCCGAGGAACCACUUAAUUUGCCUCCAAAGAAUGUAACUAUCCUAAAUUUCCCCGACAGGGAAGCAGAGCCUGUGCUUGAGGUUGACGAAGAAGACGAGGAACUUGUAAACAGGAAUCCGCCUCAAGUUCUUGCCCCAGCUGGUAUCGUUCAAUCCACCCAACCCCAUGCUGUGGUAGAGCCUUUCACAAACUCCAAGGAAUCCCCAGUUCUCAUAGAACUCAGGGAAGAAUCGAAAAAGCGUUUUAGGAGUAACUGAGCUAGACAGGAUAUUUGACAAAUUUCAUGGACUUUCGUUUAUUUAUUUAGGAUGUAUUUAAGUUUUGACGCCAGGAUUUUAUUUAAUAAAUAAUUUGUAUUUUUGUAGGUACUAAGUAUCAUUUACCUCUGUAUUUCUAUUGUAAAGUUUUGUGCAGCCACUGCCAUAUCAAAUGUUAAAAUUUUACGAAUAUUGCUUUAUAGAUGGCGCCCAACAAAAAAAUAAAAAUUUCUUUGUUAAUAA